Molecule: messenger RNA, 573 nt
Organism: Rhodotorula graminis WP1
Lineage: Eukaryota; Fungi; Basidiomycota; Microbotryomycetes; Sporidiobolales; Sporidiobolaceae
Exons: 5
Coding region: 1-573 (190 amino acids)
Biological process (GO): Arp2/3 complex-mediated actin nucleation; regulation of actin filament polymerization
Cellular component (GO): cytoskeleton; Arp2/3 protein complex
Molecular function (GO): actin filament binding
Source: RefSeq, a predicted model, not a curated record
AUGCCUGCCUACCACUCGUCGUGGAACGACGACGCACAAGGCGCUCGCCAAGUCGGCAACCUGGCCCUCCUGCCCUUCUCGAGCCGCAUCAGGGGAACUGCGCCGACGCCAGCCGACACGAACCAGCCCGACAUCAUCGACGAGAGCCUCGCCCUCUUCCGCCCAAACUCGCUCUUCCGCAACUUCGAGAUCAAGGGCCAGGCCGACCGCGUCCUCAUCUACCUCAUCCUCUUCAUCGGCGACUGCCUCGGAAAGAUCGCGCAGGCCCGCACCUGGACCUCGCAAGACGCCCUCAAGCAUCUCACGACGCACGCCCUCGGCCACUUUGCGCUGCCGGGCGAGCCGGGCUUCCCGAUGAAUCAGGUCUUCCAGGGCCCGGCCGCCGGCGACCGCGUGUCGAGCGACGCCCUGCGCGCCUACCUCGUCCAUGCCCGCCAGGAGACGGUCCUGCGCCUCGUCGAGCAGCACGUGUACAACCCGCAGGACGAGAGUACGGCGGGCGGGUCCAAGCCGAGCAAGUGGUGGAUGGCGUUCCAGAAGCGCCGCUUCAUGGGCAAGCAGCUCGGGUCGUGA